Molecule: messenger RNA, 1234 nt
Organism: Eublepharis macularius
Lineage: Eukaryota; Metazoa; Chordata; Lepidosauria; Squamata; Eublepharidae
Gene: CFAP161
Product: cilia and flagella associated protein 161
Exons: 7
Coding region: 81-1016 (311 amino acids)
Biological process (GO): cilium assembly
Cellular component (GO): motile cilium
Source: RefSeq, a predicted model, not a curated record
UCUGUGCCAGAGAGCUGUUUUCUUGCUUCCUCUGGCACUUCACUUCAAGGUCAGCCGAGUGCACCCACCUUCGAGCCAACAUGUUCAACUUCAACCUGAGGACCAGCAUGAGUGGCAGGGCUUACAGUCCAGGGGUGCUGAUUGCCAACUGGAACGAGGAUUUGUAUCUAGAAGAGGAUCUCCUGAAAGACUUUAUACAUAGACGAGAAAAGGGAGAACUUCUAAUCCAGAGAGCAAACAAACUGAAGGAAAACCUUUACAAAAAGGAGCAGCUUUCCAUCUCAAAAGAUGGAUUCCUUCACUUUGGAGACACGGUUAUGUUGGUGAAUCCUGACAACAACAAAUCUGCUACAGAGAAUCUACCUUCCAAAGGCGAAAAUCUCUCCCUGGCAGUAACUCCGGAAGAAAUGGCUGUACAUGUAAUGAAUACGCUGCCCUCUCCAUGUAGAGUGAGUGCAGUCAGAGUCUGUGACCCAAUGGGUCGGAACACAUUUCAGAUUUUAAGCACUGAGGGAGCAUCCAUGGGAGAACCCAUUCGAUAUGGGCAAAAUUUUGGCCUUGGAACAACGGGAGGAUUUCAUGAUCGAAUGCUCUUUCUAGCAAGUGACCACAAAACAUUUCAGAACAUGGCAAAGAAAUCCCUCCUUCAGCCUGCCUUCCUGACCGACGAACUUUCCUACCUGGCUUCUUGGCAAGCUACUUACCUGGAUCCGCAGCUGCGCCUCGAACACGAAGGUCUCCCGGUGCCUGCAAACACCAAGAUUCUCAUUACUCACUGCCAUACCAAUCAAGAAUUAGCAGUUCCAAGGAACUUCUCAAUAAGGACCUACUUUGGAAGGGAAUACGAAGUCGUUUGUCACACCUUCUUGGAUUCCCACAGAGCCGAAGAAGAUAAGAAUUACUGGAUUGUGGUUACUGGGAAUCCCAGCGAUAAGUCCACCACUAUGAUGGAUAGACCUCAGCCUCCAUCAGAGGCUACUCGAGAGAAAAACAGUGAAUUCCAAACAGAGGCUUAACUGUCCAUGCUUUGAUUUAAAACACACCCACGUUUUGUUAGUGCUUGGUUAAAAAUGAAAACCCGAAUGGUAGUCGGUACCAUAAGGGAACUUCAUGCUGUCUUUAUGCUAAGCAUGUUAAGGAAGAUAUUUCUAAGUAUGCACAGAAGAAUAUUUCUAAAAAAUAAGGAAAAUAAAACAUUGUUCCAUUCUGUUUUUUAAAGAAAAACAUUCGUGGA